Messenger RNA from Cyprinus carpio (common carp), 2380 nucleotides. Its product is annotated as GTPase IMAP family member 7. The record is from RefSeq and is a predicted model, not a curated record. Gene Ontology annotation, molecular function: GTP binding. NCBI's taxonomy places the organism in Eukaryota, Metazoa, Chordata, Actinopteri, Cypriniformes, Cyprinidae.
AGCAGGCGGCAGUCAUGAGAAAUACAAGAAGGUCUGUACUACUUUCAUUUUCGCAUUCUGCUACGUAUUUUUUCCAGACAGCUUUUGUCGCACUUUCAUAAACCUAUACUUUGGUGAAAACCACAUGAAAUAGUGGGAUGCUGCUGGAUUGGUGUGACCUCUGAAGUUCAUGACCUUCAGAGGGUAGCAUAUCCUGAAUCCUUCAACCCCUGUGAGUGUUAUAUUUAAGAUGGCAUCAGUCCAAGGGAAACCACGGAGAAGACUGAGCUUAGACAGUCCACCUCAUAUGAGCAGAGAAACACCACUGAGGAUUCUGGUCUUUGGCGACUCAAGUCAGAGUCAGAUCUCUCUGACACGGUCUGUGCUGGGACAAGACGUCUUUACCAGAGAUGAAGUCAAUAUUUCAGCUACCAAGAAAAGUUCAAGGGUUGUUCAGGGGAGAAACACAACCCUAGUCAAUGCACCAAAUCUUCAGGAUAAUGACUUACCGGACAAUAUACUUCAUAAGGAGCUCAGGAAGGCAGUUUGUUUCUCAUGUCCAGGUCCUCAUGCUGUGGUGUUCGUUGUAGACCCAUUUAACUUGACCCCUGACACUAUGAACAUACUGAAGCCUAUGGUGCACUUCUUUGGGGAAUGUGUCUUGAAGCACACAUUGAUUGUUUUAUACUAUGAGCAAGGCAUGAGAACGCUCUCCUUAGAAGACGAGGUAAAAAAGAAUAAGAGCUUUAGAGAGCUUGCUGAGAAAUGUAGCCAGAACUACCUCUUCUUCAAUGGAGAAGUAAACUUGCUUGAGGGUAGCCAGACACAAGCAUUGCUCAGCCAGGUGUAUGAGAUGGACUCAGAGCAUAAAAUGUUUUCAAACAUGGAAUUUAUAGAUGCCGAAAAAAGAAUUCAGAUAGAAGAGCGUUUCAUCAAAAAAUCAAAGGAGAAAGAGAUCAGGGAGACAUUGAAGGCGCUGGAGAACCAACAUUCAGGAGAAGUGCUUGCCAGUGAGAAACUGAAGUAUAAAGAAAAGAUACAGUUAGAGUGCCGAGAGAAAGCAGAGCUGGUUGUUGCAGACAAGCUUGGCUUCACAGUUAGAUUUGUUGAUUAUGCUGUUGCAGUAGGAAAAGGUGCGUUUGUUGGUGGACUCCUGGGAUUUGCAGUGGGAUAUGAAGGAAUGGCAGUGGGAGCUGCUGUUGGUGCUGGUCUAGGUGCUGUGCUUGGAGGUGCAGCUAAUGCAGCAUGGAGCUACAUUUACAAAUCCUUCACAGAUGCCCACUAAGGGGUAGGGGUGCAACGAUAAAUCAGUUCCGUGGACUGAUUCUGCGAUUUUCUGAAUGCAUGGCGAUUCUCUCUGGAAUCGACUCUGAGCUUAGUUUUUAAAAUAAUAAUUUUUCAGUUUCUUAAAUAAUCAUUCAUAAAGUUCUUAAAAGUUGAAGCGAAUUACACGAAUGUUCACAGUGGACUGUGUUUACAUUAAUCUUGCAUCAUAAAAACAUAAAAGCCGAGGUGCAAGUAGAUUUAACCACUACAUUACUCAGCCGAACGCACGAGCACCCUUCUUCGUGAGCAUUUGAGUGUGCGAUGGCCUGGAGCACCAUCUGCUGUUGAAAACUAAGCUCAGAAUCGAUUCCUGAGAAUCGCGAUGCAUGUAUCGAUUUAUCGUCCCACUCCUACUUAAGGACUACUUUGUGCAUAGUGUCGGCUUCUGACAUCCUUGGACCUCCCAUAGAUGUGUGCAUUGGGUUACUGACAAGAAAUUAUAUCUCAAUAUUUUUUGUGAUUUGUCAAUAACUAUAAUUAAGCAAUAUUAUAAUUAGUGUGAUUUUGUGCUGGUAGCUUUGCUGGUUUGGGCCUGGUAUGAAUAAAUAUACAUGACACUAAAACCGCCAGUAGGUGGUGAUAAAUCACUUAAUGACUGAUUCACUGAAUCAUUCAUUCAAACAAUUUGUUGAAAAUGGCUGGUUUAUUUAGAAAUGAGCUGCCUGUCUUAAAGGAACACUCCACUUUUUUUGAAAAUAGGCUAAUUUUUCAACUCCCCUAGAGAUUUACUGUUUUUGGAUCCAUUCAGUCAAUCUCCGGGUCUGGCGGUAGCACUUUUAGCUUAGAUUAGCAUGGAUCAUUAAAUCUGGUUAGACCAUUAGCAUCUCGCUCAAAAAUGACCGAAGAGUUUCUAUUUUUCCUAUUUAAAACUUGACUCUUCUGUAGUUACAUCGUGCACUUAGACCGAUGAAAAAUGAAAAGUUGUGAUUUUCUAGGCUGAUAUGGCUAGGAACUAUACUCUCAUAUUUUUACAUUACAUUCUCAACUUUGGAUGAACUUUUUUCUCAACUUUUGGAAUGGAUUCGAAAACAGUAAAACUCAACUGUUUAACUCUAGGGGAGUUGGAAAAUGAGAU